Paramecium primaurelia is the source of this 1640-nucleotide messenger RNA. Lineage: Eukaryota; Ciliophora; Oligohymenophorea; Peniculida; Parameciidae. The record is from the annotation of a GenBank genome assembly.
AUGAGUUAUUAAGAUUCAUACAUUAUAGAAGGUGAUUUAGGAAGUGGAGAAUUUGGUUAAGUUAAAUUUGCUUAAUCAAAAAAGGAUAAAAAUUUGAAAGUUUGUGUAAAAAUAUUAAAGAGUACAUUAUCAUAUGGAAAGAAGGAAAUUACACCUUUGUAAGAAAAAGAGCUUGAUCUCUGCAAGUAAAUGAAGAAUAUAAACCAUCAAAAUUUAGUUUAAAUUUAUGAUGUUUAUGAUUCUGAUGUUAAUGAUGAUAAUAAUUAUAUAUUUAUGGAAAGAUGUGAUCUCAAUUUAGAUGAAUUGAUGAACAAUACUAAGAAUGAAUAAAACAAAUAAAACUAAAAUUUCUCUAAAGAACAAUUACUUGAUAUAAUUACUUAAAUAGCUAAAGGUUAUAACUCAUUAAUAUCUUAAAAUAUCAUACAUAGGGAUCUUAAACCAUAGAAUAUACUAUGUAAUAUUAGAAAUAAUGAAUUAAUAGUCAAAGUAGUUUUAAUUUAAUAUAUUGUAAGAUUGCCGAUUUUGGUCUUAGUAAAUAUGCAUAAACAAAUAAAAUUAUGACAAAAAAGGUUGGAACACCAUAUUAUUAGGCUCCAGAGGUUAAAGAUAGUUAAUCUUACGAUAACAGAUGUGACAUUUUUUCUGUAAUAAUCUUGUAAUCAUUUAGUUAGGAGUAAUAAUAUUUGAAUUGGCAUUACUAUAAAGAUAAUUUAAGAGAAAGGAAAUAGAAAGUUUAAAAUAAAAAUCUUUCUCUGAAUUACAUUCAGAUGUGUUAAAACCAAAUUUAGUAGGUAUAAAAAUUUUAUUAAUCAAAAAUUUAGAUGAAGAUAUUAUUAAAUUAUUAGAUAAAAUGAUAGUAUAUGAUUUCAAUAAACGAAUAACAUGGGAAAAAUUAUUAAAAUAUGAUAUAAACAGCCCAGAAAUUUAAUUUUAUUAAAGUCCAAAUCAUUAUAUUAAUUAGCCAUAAUUAAUUCAAUCAUAAUAAUAAUAAGAACAAUAUAAUAAUUAAUCAUAAAAAUAAGAGAUAUUGUAAAAUAACUUUCAAUAAUUUUCCUAAAAUUAGGCUAAUUAUUCUUCUGGUCAAAAAUAGAUAAAAAAAUAAAAUUCACUCCAACCAGAGUUCCUGUAAAGUUAUUAAGAUAAAAAGGGAUAACAACCACUUUAAAGAUUAUCCACAAUAGUAUAAGGUCAAACCUAAUAAUCAUAAUUUACUCCAUAGGCUGCUUAAUAAGUUUUACAAUUCAAUCAAUAACAACCAAGGUAUGUAGAGAUUAUUAUAAUUAAGAUUACAAUAAUAAGAACAAUAUGGUUCGGCAAUAAAAUAGGGAUAAAUAGGAUUACAUAUAAAAUAACCAAGUCAACCAGGAAAUUAAGGAUAAUUAAACUUACCAGGAUAACUUACUUACUCAGGAAUAUCAGUAUAAUCAGGUUUUACAGGAUAAUAAGGAUAACCAGUAUUUCAAAUAUAAACAGGUAUUAUGGGAUAACGAGGUUUACAAGAUUAACAAAUAAGAAAUUAAUUUUAAUAAAAAAUUCCUAAUUAAAAUCAAAAUUAUUAAAUAUAAUUCUAGCAGUAAAACUAAUAAAAUCUAUAUUAAAAAGGUGAUAAACAAUUUUAAUGUAAACCAGUAAAUUGA